UUUGGCGCGUUUUCUGGAGAGACAUUUGACACUGCGCUGAUUGCACUUCUCUGUGUAUUUACUUAUAAAAAUCUUUUUUUGGUGUUUCUGUAUUCAAAAACAAUGGCAACGAAACUCAACAGAAGAAAAACAUCAAUAAAAAGCGGUGAAGAUGAAGACUUACCUACCCCAUCUAAAGUACUUUCGGAACGCGAUCGCCGCUCGUUAAGCCGCAGUAAAAGUCGUGAAAAUGAUAAUAGUGUAAACGAUGAUAUAUCAUCUCCAGAAGUUGCUGUAACAAAGUUCAACCAAAGAAGAAUAUCACUUAAAAGUAGUGAAGACGAAGACCCCAAAACACCGACCAAAGUUAUAAGAUCGCAAAAUGCACGUCGUUCGGCAAACCGCAGCAAAAGUCGUGAAAAUAGUGAGAGUGUGAAAGACGUUGCACUACGAUCUUCAAAAGUUGUUAUAGCUAAGCUUAACACCAGGCUCUCAAGUAGAAAAACUCCGCUCAAAAGUAACGAAGACGAAGAUCCAAAAACUCCAUCCAAGCCGAAGAACCCAAGAAGAACACCACUCAAAGGUAAUGAAGACGAAGAUCCAAAAACUCCAACCAAAAAUCUUUCGGAAUGUACUCGUCGCUCGUUAAGCCGUAGCAAAAGUAUCGAAAAUAAUGAUAGUACAAACGAUGAUGCACCAUCUCCACAAGUUCCUGCAACAAGACGUUCUGCCCGGAUUUCAGUGAAACGGUCUAAACUACAAACCAUUGAUGACUUAGAGGAUGGCGAGAAUUCCGAUGUUAAAUCGAUCACUGAUGACGGAUGGGAAUAUGAUAUACCACCGAAGAACUUCUUUAACGAAAAUCCAGAUGAUCAUGUACACUGUCACGCAUUCAAGACUCCGAAAAAGAAGGACGGCAUGGUUACGUUGGCUUAUAACACUCCUAAGCGGAUAACUGAGUUAAAAUCCUUCGGUACACCAAAGACCCCGAAAACUCCUAAAACACCAAAAGGUUUAACAACACCCAGAACUCCAAAAACGCCAAAGUCGUCCAGAAAAGUAAUUGAACCUAAGACUCCCAGCAAUUUGCGAGCCAAGCUACAGAAAGGAUUGAGAAAACGAUGCAACGAAGCCGUUGAAGACGAAGAUUUUUUAGACUUUGAAGAUUCCGGUGAUGAUUAUCAACCGUCUGAGUCAUCGGAUACUGAUGUCGAGGCUAACGACAUCGAUUCCAGCUCUUCUGAAGACGAAUCUAAUGAAAUUAAGCCAAUCGUGACGACCAUUCAAAAGACAUUGUCGGGUCGUACCACAAGAUUUUCCACUAGAAAACAUCAAGACCUUGUGUUCGAAAGCGAUAAAUAUUUCGGUCACACAAACCGAAAGAAUGCCACAUCGGAUAACACAUUGGACCGCUUGAAGACUCCGCGUCUGCAGCACGAGGACAUGUUCAAACUGCUAGCCAGCCACGAAAUCAGUCAGAGUCAUCAGAAUUGUAUGCGAGACCUGCAGAGCCAUUACAAAACCUUUUUUCCCAAAUGGAUGUUCAUAUUGAGGGAAGGGUUCAGCAUUCUGUUGCACGGACUCGGAUCGAAGAGAAACAUUUUGGAGACGCUGCACCGAAGUGUUUUGUCACAUGAAAAUGUCCUGGUGGUGAAUGGCUACUUUCCCAGCUUGACGGUAAAGGAUAUUUUGGAUGAUAUCGUCUCCGGGCUGUUAGAGACAACCUGCAAAAGCAAAAAUUUACAUGAAAUCGUUGAUGCCAUCGAAGAGGAAAUGGAUCAGACCCCGGACUAUCACAUCUUUCUGAUUGUUCACAAUUUGGAUGGAUCUAUGUUGAGAAAUGACAUGGCCCAAAAUAUACUAAGUCGGUUGGCACACAUUCCAAAUGUGCAUUUGAUUGCUUCGAUCGAUCACAUCAAUGCACCGAAUCUUUGGGACAACAUUCAACUAAGCAACUACAAUUUCUCAUGGUGGGACGUAACAUCGUUCUUACCGUACACCGACGAAACAUCGGUUGCAGAAAAUUCGAUGCUUUUGAAAAAUUCCGGAGCACUGACCAUUGCAUCCAUGAAGAGUGUUCUGCUUUCACUAACACAAAAUGCGCGUGGUAUCUACAUGUUAAUCGUCGAAAAUCAAUUGGCAUCCAACAAAACAACCAAUUAUCAAGGAAUGCCAUUCAAGAAUCUGUACAAAAAGUGCUUGGAAGCUUUUCUGGUGAGCUCGGACAUUGUGCUGCGGACUCAGUUGACUGAAUUUUGUGAUCACAAUCUGUUAAAACUGAAACGAACUGCUGAUGGUACGGAACAAUUGAAGAUACCAAUUGACAACAUUUUACUGCAACAAUUUGUUGAGCAAUACAGUAAUUGGCAGCUGGAAAAUUAAUCGAAAUUUUGAUAAUUGCUUUGACUUGACGAAAAUAUAAAAAAAAUCGA
This is a messenger RNA of Bradysia coprophila, 2411 nucleotides long. It is a transcript of the gene Orc2, whose product is annotated as origin recognition complex subunit 2. Gene Ontology annotation, molecular function: DNA replication origin binding. Gene Ontology annotation, biological process: DNA replication. NCBI's taxonomy places the organism in Eukaryota, Metazoa, Arthropoda, Insecta, Diptera, Sciaridae. The record is from RefSeq and is a predicted model, not a curated record. Gene Ontology annotation, cellular component: nuclear origin of replication recognition complex; nucleus.